AUGUCUCCUCCGUUGGUUUCAAACUGCGAUUUCACUCCCGUCAAGUCCGGUCAGGUCAGUGGCCGCGUGGCUUCAGUCUACAGUGAAGUUCAAACGAGUCGUAUCGACCGCGCGCUUCCACUUCCUUCCGUUCUCCGUAAUCCUUUCAAAAUCGUCGACGGUCCCGCCAGCUCAGCCGCCGCGAUCGAGGUCAUUCUUGUUUGUCAAAAUAUUCAUCAUGAGAUUAAGAAGCUGUUUCUGAAUCUGUUCGGGCAACCGUCGGCAAGGCUGGUUCCAAACGACGUCGAUAAACUGCCAGCGGAUCAGAAGUUGAAUAUCGGUGUCGUUUCGUCCGGAGGACAGGCACCAGGUGGACACAAUGUGAUCUCAGGGAUUUUCGGCGAGGAUCUGUAA
Mangifera indica (mango) is the source of this 393-nucleotide messenger RNA. RefSeq names its product pyrophosphate--fructose 6-phosphate 1-phosphotransferase subunit beta-like. Gene Ontology annotation, cellular component: cytosol. Gene Ontology annotation, biological process: photosynthesis; glycolytic process; response to glucose. Gene Ontology annotation, molecular function: diphosphate-fructose-6-phosphate 1-phosphotransferase activity; 6-phosphofructokinase activity. NCBI's taxonomy places the organism in Eukaryota, Viridiplantae, Streptophyta, Magnoliopsida, Sapindales, Anacardiaceae. The record is from RefSeq and is a predicted model, not a curated record. Bases 1 to 393 code for a protein of 130 amino acids. The transcript is spliced from 2 exons.